Messenger RNA from Pollicipes pollicipes, 2886 nucleotides. Its product is annotated as huntingtin-interacting protein 1. Gene Ontology annotation, biological process: clathrin coat assembly; endocytosis; actin filament organization. The record is from RefSeq and is a predicted model, not a curated record. The coding region runs from base 84 to 2867 and encodes 927 amino acids. The transcript has 18 exons. Gene Ontology annotation, cellular component: clathrin-coated vesicle; cortical actin cytoskeleton. NCBI's taxonomy places the organism in Eukaryota, Metazoa, Arthropoda, Thecostraca, Pollicipedomorpha, Pollicipedidae. Gene Ontology annotation, molecular function: phosphatidylinositol-3,5-bisphosphate binding; actin filament binding; clathrin-cargo adaptor activity.
GCCAGGGUUUGGAGCGUUCCGCCCGAGGAGCUAUUCGAUAGCGCGUUUUGCUGCGGGUGUCCCUAUUGGGUCAGCCAUUUAUCAUGGCUGCAAGACAGGUGCAGAGGGCUUUGCUGAACAGGAGAGCAACCUCAUCAUUAGACGCCCAGAGGAUAGAGUUUGAAAAAACUCAGAUGUCGCAUUUUUCGAAGGCGACCAGCUCGCAGGAGAUGCCGGUCAAAACCAAGCACGUGCGUGCUCUGAUCAUUGGCACGCAUCACGAGCACAGCGCGCACACCUUCUGGUCGCUGGCCGAGCGCGUGCCGCUACAGGAACACCCCAUCACCUGCUGGAAGUUCUGCCUUGUGCUGCACAAGGUGCUGCGUGAGGGGUACCGCAACACGAUGCGUGAAUCAUACAGCCGGCGUAACAUGCUGCGAGAACUCGCCACCUUCUGGGGCCACCUACCGGACGCCUACGGCAAGCUGAUCCAGAGCUACAUGCAGGUGCUGCUGGUCAAGCUGCGCUUCCACAUCAAGUACCAUGGCUUUCCGGGCACGCUGACGCUCAGCGAGGACGAGCUGGAACGGCUCGGCGAGAACGACCCCAACAACUACUUCGAGAUGGCCGUGGAGAUCCUAGACUACCUGGAGGCCAUCGCCACCAUGCAGUCAGCCGUGUUCGGCUCGCUGGACAUGUCGCGCUCGUCGUCCAUGACCAAGGAGGGCCAGUGCCGCCUGGCGCCGCUGAUACCGUGCAUCCAGGACUCGAUCGCCCUCUACAACCACUCCAUGAAGAUCAUGUUCCAGCUGCACUCCAUCCUGCCGCCGGACCUGCUCUCCGGACACCGGCAGCGCUUCAACAAGCUGUUCGCCUCGCUGAAGCAGUUCUACCACAAGUCGGCCAACUUGCAGUACUUCAAGACGCUAAUCCAGGUGCCACAGUUGCCUGAGAGCCCGCCCAACUUCUUCCGCGCGUGCCAGCGGAGUGACCAGGUGGAGGCGGCUGUGAUUCUGCCGGAGGAGGAGGAGGAGGAGGCGGACCCGCUAGUCGACAUGUCGGAGUCGGGCCCUUCCGACAGAUUUGGAGACACGCUGGAAAUUGUGGAUGGGCCGCCACCACCGCCGCCGCCGCGGCCGGACGUGGAGGAACAGCUGCGCCAGCAGCUGCUGGCCCGACAGCAGGAGGCGGCGGCGCUGCGCGCGCGCGCCGAGCAGGUGGAGCUGCAGCUAGGCGAGCGGGAGAGCCUGCUGCACUCUGAGCAGGAGAGGUGCGCCGAGCUGGAGGCGCGGCUGUCGGCCAGCGUGGAGACGGCCGCCGCCGCAGCCAGCCAGAGCGCGCGCGCCGCCGACGAAAAGUUCCAGAAGAUGAAGGGCGUGUACCAGCAGCUGCGCGAGGAGCACAUCCGGCUGAUCCGCCAGAAGGCCGAGGUGGACCAGCAGGUGCUUUCGGAGCAGCAGGCGCGCGAGCAGACGAAGCUGGCGCACGCCGACCUGCAGCUGCAGCUGAGCAGCCUCAGCGAGCAGCGUUCCGUGGCCGAGGAGCAGCUGCAGCGGUCGGAGGCGCGCUCGGCAGAGCUGGCCGCCAUUCAGUCGGAGCUGCAGACGUCCCGGAGCCGGUGCGCGGCGCUGGAGGGCCAGCUGCAGGAGCAGACCACGCACGCCAGCCUGGCACAGGUGGAGCGCGACGAGCAGCAGGCGCGCGGCCGCCAGCUGCAGGCUGAACUGGAGGCCGAGCGGGCGCGCCACCGACGCGAGCAGGCCGACCGCGCUCAGCGCACUCUGGUCGACUGCGUGACAGCGGCUGAGCAGAUGGUGCAGCGUUCGCUGGAUGAGUUCGACAACCCCAUGUUCUCGGCCGUCACGUGCACUCCAGAGUACCUGCUGGGUCAGAUCGAGCCGCUGCUGGAAGCGCUGGAGCCGGUGGCGGGCGCCGGCGACGGGCCCGAGCUGCUGGGCCGGCUCCUUUCGUUCGCCCACAUGGCCGGGCAGUUCCUGCUGCACGGCAAGGCUACCUCCAACACUAGUCCCAACAUUCAGCUGGGCGAAGAGAUGUCGGCCGUGUGCGUCAGCCUGGCGCUGGCGCGGCUCGGCGAGCUGACGCGUCGCGUGGCCGACUCGCUGCGCGCCGUCAGCGGCGAGGAGGUGGCCUCGCUCGUCGAGCAGGAGAUGACCGCCAUGGACAGCGCCAUCGAGGCGGCGGCCGCGCGCAUUCAGGAGAUCCUGAUGGCCGCCCGCACCGCCGACUCGGGCGUCAAGCUCGAGGUCAGCGAGAAGAUCCUGGACUCUUGCACCGGCCUCAUGCGCGCCAUCAAGGUGCUGGUGCAGCGCAGCCGCGACCUGCAGGCCGAGAUCAUCGCCCAGGGCAAGGGGUCGGCGUCGCCCACCGAGUUCUACAAGCGCAACCACCGCUGGACGGAGGGCCUCAUCUCGGCGGCCAAGGCUGUCGGCAUGGGCGCCAAGUCGCUGCUGGACGCGGCCGACCGGCUGGUGGCAGGCACGGGCAAGUUUGAGGAGCUGAUUGUGGUCACCCACGAGAUCGCCGCCUCCAGCGCCCAGCUCGUCAUCGCGUCCAAAGUCAAAGCCGACCGCCAGAGCAAGAACCUGGCGAACCUCGGCCAGGCGUCGCGCGGUGUUUCAGAAGCCACCGGCUCCGUGGUGGCCACCGCCAAGUCUUGUAUGCAGCUGGUCGAGGACAAAGCCGUGUUCGACUUUGGCAGUCUGUCACUGCACCAGACCAAGCGGCAGGAGAUGGAGGCGCAGGUGCGCGUGCUGGAGCUGGAGGCGCAGCUGCAGCGCGAGCGGGUGCAGCUGUCGGCGCUGCGGCGCCAGCACUACCAGCUGGCCGGCGACCUCGAGGGCUGGGAGGAGGUGGACAAGCCGCUCUAGGCGCGCGGCGGCGGUUGCG